AUGUCUUCUAUCGCCGAUCUUAUUGCCGCACAAAAGGAGAUUAUGGAGAAUAUGAACAAGCUUUACAUGAAUUUCAAAAAAGAAGGGAAAGAAAGGAAAACCUCUGAUAGCAUUAAACGUCGUUUGCAGUCGUUAGAAGCUUUCUGGAGAGAAUUUUCGCAAAACCAUGAAAAAUUAGUCAAUAUUUGUGAUGAAACUGAAGACGAUAUAUGGUUAAAAUGCCACAAAAGUGAUAAUAUAGAGUUACACGGUUUUUGUGACGCUUCAACCAAGGCGUACGCCGCUGUGAUUUUCUGCAAGACUCCCUCCUCCGUGACCCUUGUAGCCGCCAAGGCUCGCCUCGUGCCUAUAAAGAAAGAUGUGACGUUACCAAGAUUAGAGUUAUGUGCUGCUCAAUUAAUGACAAACUUGAUGAAAACUGUUCAAACAUGUCUAUCAGAACUCAACGUUAAAACCUUUGGAUGGUCGGAUUCUACGGCGGUGUUAGGGUGGAUUAAUGGCGACCCAAGCCGUUGGAAACCGUUCGUGGCCAACCGAGUAACUAAAAUCACAGAAAUAUUACCAGCAGAACAAUGGAAUUACGUCAAAUCCAAUGAAAACCCCGCAGAUUGUGCCAGCCGAGGCAUUAAGGCCGCACAACUUAUUGAACAUCCAAUUUGGUGGAGUGGACCUGAGUGGCUUUCAACAUUUGAUGAGAAAUCUAUAGAAAAGAAACCAAAAUACACAACACAAGAAGAAACCAAAAAACAGCUUCAAGUCAACGUUAUAACCAAACCAUAUGAAAAUGACGUCAUCGGUAACUUGAUCACCGAUAACAGCAAUUACUCACGAGUGUGUCGUGUUCUCGCGUGGGUAUUACGCGCAUUUUCACGUGAUCAAAACAAACCAUCGUAUUUAACCAUUGGAGAGCUUCAGAAAGCGAAUAAUUUAUUAGUGAAACAUGUACAACAAACUGAAUUUUUGGAAGAAAUUACCAACAUUAAUAACAAAACCAAAUUGAAUCCGAAAAGUCGUUUAUUACCAUUAAAUCCAUAUUUGGAUACUGAAGGUGUGUUGCGAGUCGGUGGGAGAAUUAACCAUGCCAAUAUUAGUGAGGAAAUGAAACACCCAAUUAUAUUACCAAACAAUAACCAUCUAACUGAUAUCAUCAUUGACCACACGCAUAAAAUGACUUACCAUGGAGGACCUCGGCUCACGUUAGCGUGGCUGAGAAGAAAAUUCUGGAUUAUUGGGAGUAAUAACGCCGUGAAAAAACGUCUACGUCAAUGCAUUACCUGCCGCCGAGCUAAAUUUGAAAACAAAGAUCAAUUAAUGGGAGACUUACCAGGUGCACGGACGAACCAAACACGACCUUUUUACCACACAGGGGUUGAUUUUACCGGCUUUGUCGAAGUGAAAUGCAACAAAGGUCGAGGCAUAAAAUGCAGCAAGGGAUACAUAGCAGUUUUCGUGUGCUUAGCCACCAAAGCAGUACACCUGGAACUGGUAUCUGACCUUACUUCAUCAGCAUUUAUAGCCGCCCUAAGAAGGAUGACAGCACGACGAGGCGCCCCAAGACACAUGUAUAGUGAUAAUGGAACGAAUUUUGUGGGAGCUAACAAUACCAUACAACAAGAAUAUUUCAACUUAAAACAAACCAUGGAUGAUAACAUUUACCAAAGUCUAGCAGAAAUGCAAAUAGAAUGGCAUUUUAAUGCACCAUCCUGGCCAAGUGCAGGAGGUAUCUGGGAGGCUGCCGUCAAGAGCCUCAAAUACCAUCUACGUAGAGUACUUGGAGACCAAAAACUUACCUACGAAGAAUUUUCUACUCUAUUAACACAGUUAGAAGGCUGUUUAAACACACGACCAUUAUGUGCAAUUUCAGAAGAUCCAGAUGAUCUGGACUUCUUGACACCAUCUCAUUUCCUCAGCAGUGGACCAGUAUUAACUCUAAUCGAAANCGACGAUAGGACAGAAUCUCUAGCGUGCUUGAGAUGCAAUCAAGCUUUGAGCUUGGUUUCGUCGCAUUGA
Molecule: messenger RNA, 2010 nt
Organism: Ostrinia furnacalis (Asian corn borer)
Lineage: Eukaryota; Metazoa; Arthropoda; Insecta; Lepidoptera; Crambidae
Exons: 2
Coding region: 1-2010 (669 amino acids)
Biological process (GO): DNA integration
Molecular function (GO): nucleic acid binding
Source: RefSeq, a predicted model, not a curated record